Molecule: messenger RNA, 2508 nt
Organism: Monomorium pharaonis (pharaoh ant)
Lineage: Eukaryota; Metazoa; Arthropoda; Insecta; Hymenoptera; Formicidae
Exons: 2
Coding region: 1-2508 (835 amino acids)
Biological process (GO): DNA replication
Molecular function (GO): DNA-directed DNA polymerase activity; DNA binding; nucleotide binding
Source: RefSeq, a predicted model, not a curated record
AUGAAAGAGAAAGAACGAGAGGAUAGAUGUUUACAUUACUUUAGUUCUGUGGAAAAGUUGGAUGUCCACAGCGUAGAUUGCCAGAAAAUGAACGAUUGCGCCAUCCAAUUACCUACUGAAGACGAGAAAUGGCUGAGCUUCCGCAACAUCAACAAUAAGGAGCGCGUGCCGUUUGUCGUCUAUGCCGACCUGGAGUGUACAUUGGAGAAGAUGGAGAAGGAGGAUAUGGAAAUAUCGUACCAACAGCAUCAUCAUCAAGUAUUUAGCUUGGGAUAUUAUGUACAUUGUUCGUACGAUGACACAUUAUCGGGAUAUUGGUUUUAUCGCGAUAAGGAUUGUAUCGCAUGGUUCACUAAACAACUAGAGAAAUUAGCGCAUCGCGUAAAAUCAAUUUUAUCUGCUAAGGUCCCCAUGGAAACUCUAUCGAAAGAGCAAUGGGAGGCAUAUCGUAACGCAAAGCAGUGUCAUAUUUGUGAUAAGCCGUUCGCACCGGAUGAUACACGAGUGCGAGAUCAUUGCCAUCUCACCGGUCGUUAUCGCGGUCCCGCGCAUUCGCUUUGUAACUUGUGUUAUCAAAAUGUGUUGUACAUACCAGUAAUUUUCCAUAAUUUAUCCGAAUACGAUUCACACUUCAUUAUUAGAGAAAUAGCCACAACAUUCAAAGGGAAUAUCGAUGUGCUUCCCGUUACAAAAGAAAAAUAUAUUUCUUUUACGAAGCAUGUCAUAGGUACCGCCGAUGAUUUAGACCCAAACAAUCACAUAAAAUUACGAUUCAUAGAUUCGUAUAAAUUUCUCAAUUCUGGUCUUGAAAAAUUGGCAUCAUUUCUCGGUAAAGAAAAACUAAAAAUUGUACGUAAGAAAUUUUCAAAUUUAUCUGACGAAGAAUUCGAUUUAUUGACUCGUAAAGGCAUAUUCCCAUACGAGUAUGUUGACUGUGUCGCAAAAUUGAAGGAAACGCGUUUGCCAUCGCGUGAAUUAUUCUUUAGUUCGUUGACGGGCGAUACCGUGUCCGAGAGUGAUUACGCGCACGCCAAGAACGUAUGGGAUCGAUUCUCUAUUCGAACGCUGGGCGAAUACAGUGAUUUGUAUUUGAAAACAGAUGUAUUGUUGUUAGCCGACGUUUUUGAAAAUUUUCGUGACAAAUGUGUCGAAAGUUAUGGUCUCGACCCCACACAUUACUAUACAUUACCGGGAUUCACGUGGGACGCUAUGCUUAAAUAUACACGCGUCAAUUUUGAGUUGCUCACCGACAUCGAUAUGGUAAUGUUUAUUGAGCGCGGUAUACGCGGAGGUCUGAGUCAAUGUUCCGGCAGAUACGCGCAGGCUAACAACAAGUACAUGCAGACGUACGACCCAUCGAAACCAUCGUCGUACCUCAUGUAUUUCGAUGUAAAUAAUUUGUACGGAUGGGCAAUGUGUCAGCCGCUGCCCUAUGGAGAAUUUCAAUGGGUCGAAGACGUCUCAAAUUUUGACGUAAAUGCGAUCGCUGUUGAUUCGCCCACAGGGUACAUUCUCGAAGUCGAUCUGGAGUAUCCGCAACAUCUGCACGAUCGACAUACUGACCUACCGUUCUGCCCGACGCGCGAUAAGCCGCCUGGCAAGCGAGAACGUAAACUUUUAGCGACCUUGCACGAUAAGAAGCGGUACGUCAUUCAUUAUCGCAACUUGCAGCAAUGCACUCGUCAUGGUCUCCGCAUAACACAAAUACAUCGUGUAUUACAAUUCGUUCAAUCCACCUGGCUUCGCGAUUAUAUCGAGUUAAACACACAAUUUCGUACCCUCGCGAAAAACGAUUUCGAGAAAAAUUUAUAUAAAUUGAUGAAUAACGCCGUAUUCGGAAAAACUAUGGAAAAUGUUCGCAAUCACGUAGAUGUAAAACUUUUGACAAAAUGGACAGGACGAUACAGUGCGGAGGCAAUGAUUGCUAAACCAAAUUUCCACAGUCGCAGUGUUUUUGCAGAAAAUUUAAUUGCAGUCGAACUCCGAAAACUUGAAGUGAAAUUCAACAAGCCGAUUUAUGUAGGUAUGUGUAUACUAGACAUAUCGAAAAUUUGUUUGUAUGAAUUUCACCACGAGUACAUGCUACCUUUGUACCAUGACAAAUCUAAAGUCAUGUACACAGAUACUGAUAGUCUCGUGUAUCACAUCGAGUGCGACGACGUAUAUGAAAAUAUAAGACGCGAUAUCACAAGGUUCGACACGAGCGAUUAUCCGACUGGUAACGCGUACGGUAUGCCUCUUGCGAACAAAAAAGUUCCCGGGCUAAUGAAGGACGAAAACAACGGUGCGAUAAUGACUGAGUUCGUUGGACUCAGGGCGAAAAUGUACGCGUUAAAGGUGGAUGGAAAAAAUGACACUAAAAAGGCAAAGGGUGUAAAGUGUAACGUUGUCGCAAGAACGAUAACAUUCGAUGACUACAUGCGGUGUCUGCGAGAUGAGAUAGAGAUGACGCGUCGUGUAUACGAUCUAAAUUGCAUGAGGUAUACACGAUACGUGAAACGAAAAUAG